AUGUUCAACCCUUCAAAUAAUCGGAAAAAGACAAAGUCCACCAGCUCAACGGCCAAGCAAAUAAGGGAUGUUCAACGGUCGCUAAAAUUGGAGUCUCUAUCCGCUUCUGUUAGAGUUGAGCUUGAGCGCAAGCUCAAGACCCUUCAGCAACUGUCGAUGGAGUCCAAGGCUAGAAGCGGACAUACAGAUGUGCAGAAGAUCCAUAUGGAAAAAUAUAGAAUGGUAAGAUUUUUCGAGAAAAAAAAGGCACUGAAAAGGCUAAAAUCUCUCAUAAAAUCCAAUGCGCCCAGCGAGGAAGUUGAUAAGGCCAAGUUGGAUUUGAAUUACACAGUCCAUUUCCCUAAGGAUACAAAGUACAUUUCUCUUUAUCCAAAUAACAAUUCUGAAUCUCCCAUUGUGCUCGAAAAAAAGGCAAAAAUAAUGGGAUCAAUUAAAAGCGAUAUUGCUUCGGGACUCCUCUGUGACAUCGCUUCCGAGCUACUACUUUCUGGCAUGAUUUCAGGUCACACGGACAAAUAA
Mitosporidium daphniae is the source of this 519-nucleotide messenger RNA. Its product is annotated as rRNA-processing protein Efg1-related protein. The record is from RefSeq and is a predicted model, not a curated record. The transcript has a single exon. The coding region runs from base 1 to 519 and encodes 172 amino acids. NCBI's taxonomy places the organism in Eukaryota, Fungi, Microsporidia. Gene Ontology annotation, biological process: maturation of SSU-rRNA from tricistronic rRNA transcript (SSU-rRNA, 5.8S rRNA, LSU-rRNA). Gene Ontology annotation, cellular component: preribosome, small subunit precursor; nucleolus.